UUCAAUCCCAUUCUUUCUCCCUCCAUCUAGUAAUAUCUAACUUCUCUUCGUUUCUACUUCCUCUUCUUUUCUUUCUUCUUCUUCUUCUUCUUCUUCUUCUUUCUUUGUUUUCGCUUGAAUUCCCGUUAACCAUUCUUUACUUAUUCCUAAUCCUCGAGGUGGAUAAUCGAGAAUAUAAAUAGGUGUGUGAGAACGAUCGUCGAUUGUGCCGUGGAACCACGUGGAUUCGUACGUUGUUACGAUAAAAGAGAAUAGAAGAGAAGAGAAGAGAAGAAAAGAGAAGAGAAGGGAAGGAUAUAGAAGAGAAAAGAAAAGAAGAGAAGAGAAGAGAGGAGUGGAGAGGAAAGAAAAGGAGAGGAGAAGAGAGGAGAAGAGAAGAAAAGAGAAGAUAAGAGAGUGCCUGCUGGCAAGGAGUGUAAACGUCGUUCUUUCUUCUCGUAAUCAGCGAUAGUACGUACUACAUAUAGUGCGGCAAGAGGGAUACAAAUUAAUUUUCGUAUUAAAAGCAUUUCGUUUCGUCGUGUUAAAGAGUCGAAGAAGACGACUACGCGUAUCGACCUAUCUUUUCACGCGGUCGAGACGCAUAUAUACAGAUUGUGUGUGUGUGUGUGUGUGUGUGUAUGUGUGUGUGUGUGAGAGAGAGAGAGAAGGGUAAAGGAAAGUGUUCGAAGCACGAGAAGAUGCUCGAGCGAGGGAAAGGUAUCUACGGUGUUGCGAAAGUGUAGCUACGUCGUGCAGCAUCAUCAUCUGUCCUGGAUCCAGAGAUCGAGCUCGCUUCUGCCGGAAAACUCGUUCUCUCUCUCUCUAUCUUCGUCUUCGUUCCUAUCCUUUUUGCUUUACGAAACGAGAGAAGAUAGUGAUCGCAAGGGUGGAAAAGAAACGAUAUUCUCGCGAGAUAUAAUGUCUAUACGUGAAGGAAGUGAAUAAGUGUUUAAUAAAGAGAGAAAGAUAAUAGUAUGGAAUUGUUACGUCAGUGAUCCAAAUCAGAGGAUUAUUUCUUUAUAAAGUGGAUGAUCUUUUUAUUAUUUAUUUAUUUAUUUGCUUUUUGUGCGCUCACGGACAUCGCUCGUAAAGGAUUACCGGGAUUGUGUUAAGUGAAAAAUAUUCGAAUCUCGUCUCUGUUGAUUUGUGAGAAAGUGUUCCCCGAUUAAAUAACGUCAGGAGGGAAAGAUCUAUCGAAUGAAUAAACGAGGAUAAAAAAAAAGGCGGGAAGAAACUAAUCUGAAAGAGAGAGAGAGAGAGAGAGAGAGAGAGAGAGAGAGAGAGAGAGAGAGAGAGAGAGAGAGAGAGAGAAAGGAAGGAAGAAAAUUGGGGAAGAAGAAAAAAGGAUAAAAAAAGGAAAAAAGAAAAAAGAGGAAUAAAGUGUAUUCUGUUAGGAGUGCCGAAGAAAAAGUUUGCGGUCGAGCUACGGGGAAUGGUGAUGCGGUAGUCGAGGGAUUCCCCAAGGAAAGACAUGAGGGCGGUCGCCGCCUACGUCCUAUUCCUUGCCCAGCUAAUACAGUCGACAACCGGGAGUGGAUUCUUCGAGGUGCAGAUCCUCUCGUUGACGAACAACAGGGGCACCCUGGUGGACGGCAGGUGUUGCGGCGGGGGUGGGGGAGAUGGAAAAGGUGGCUUACCACCAUGCACGACCUCCUGUUCAACGGCCUUCUGGUUAUGCCUGAAGGAAUAUCAGUCGAAUGUCACUGCCAUAGGCUCCUGUAGCUUUGGCAACGUAUCUAGUCACGCCCUCGGUCAGAACACUUUCACCCUCACCGAACCUGUCACCUUGCAACUGCACUUCACCUUCAGAUGGACCAGGCAAUUUACGCUGAUUCUACAAGCGAGAGACGAGGCGAGCGCCGGCGUCAUCGAGGAAGCGAGCUACAGCGGAAUCGUCCUGCCUGGCCCAACGUGGCACACUCUCAAUCAUCAGGGUAGAAAUGCUCAUUUGGCUUAUCGCGUGCGCGUCCAAUGUGCGGAUCAUUACUACAACGCGACGUGUACCAAGUUCUGCCGGCCGAGAAACGACAUAUUCGGUCAUUACACCUGCGACGAGAACGGCGAUAAAGUCUGCAUACAAGGUUGGAAAGGUUCCGAUUGCGAGAUAGCUGUCUGUAAAGAGGGUUGUCAUCCGGUUCACGGUCAUUGCAACGUAAGUGGCGAAUGCAAGUGCAGACAUGGUUGGCGAGGUGAUCUUUGCGAUCAGUGUACACCAUAUCCCGGAUGCAAGCAUGGCUAUUGCAAUGGCUCGAGUUGGCAGUGUAUAUGCGACACGAAUUGGGGUGGCAUACUCUGCGACCAAGAUCUAAAUUAUUGCGGGACGCACGAGCCUUGUCAGAACAGUGGCACGUGCGAAAAUACGGCGCCGGAUCAGUAUAGAUGUACAUGCCCCGAAGGAUUCUCCGGGCCGACCUGCGAGAAGGUCGACAAUCCUUGCGCCUCGAGUCCGUGCGCCAAUGGAGCGACCUGCAUCGAAUUAGGUGAAAGCGCUCAUUGUGAGUGUGCGCCUGGUUUUACGGGGCCUUUGUGUGCGACCGACAUCGACGAGUGUGCCUCGCAACCUUGUCAAAACGGUGGUACCUGCGUCGACGGUAGAAAUGGCUUUGUUUGUAACUGUCCACCUGCCUGGCAAGGUUCUCUUUGUCAAUUCGACGUCGACGAAUGUGCGCUCAAGGAAUCACCUUGCAAGAAUUCGAUCAGUUGCGUUAAUCUUGCCGGUGAUUAUAGAUGUCGGUGUCGAAGCGGCUUUAAUGGCAAGAACUGCACGAAGAACAUCAAUGAUUGUGUCGGACAAUGUCAGCACGGUGCAUUGUGCAUCGAUCUCGUUAACGAUUAUCAUUGUAGUUGCACGGCUGGUUAUUCCGGCAAGGAUUGUGACGUCGACAUCGACGAAUGUGCCUCGAAGCCAUGUCAAAAUGGCGGAGAGUGCAGGGACCUGGUAAAUGCUUAUGAAUGCGUCUGUCCUGUUGGUUUCACCGGUUACCAGUGCGAAAUCGAUCGCGAUCAUUGCAGUCCAAAUCCCUGUAGAAAUUCAGCGCCAUGUUUCAACACACAAACCGAUUAUUAUUGUCACUGUCCUGAACAAUGGCAGGGAAAAAAUUGUAGCGAGUCAGCCUCACAGAAUCCUCAGUUCGGCGAGAAUGCGGACGAUCAAUUAGGUUGCGGUAGCGAGGGAACGCCUUGCGGUGGCAGAGGAAGAUGUAGCGGUGACAAAUGCAUCUGCGACCCCGGAUAUACCGGGGUACAUUGUCACGAGAAUAUCAACGACUGUCGUGGCAAUCCGUGUUUAAACGGUGGUACCUGCGUUGAUCUGAUAAAUUCAUUUCAAUGUAUCUGCAGGGAAGGUUGGAGCGGAGAUUUGUGCGAUCAAGACGUAGACGAAUGUAUGGCGUCACCUUGCCGUAACAAUGGCACAUGCGUCGACGGGGUCGCCGACUUUACGUGCAUUUGCCGAAACGGUUGGAAGGGAAAAACUUGUGCCCUUCGAGGUGGCCAUUGUGAGCCUGGUACUUGUCGUCACGGAGGAACUUGUCAAGAUCGCGGGGAUGGCUUCACGUGUCACUGUCCACCUAGCUGGGAGGGUGCAGCCUGUCACAUAGCAUCUCCAGCGUGUGCCAGUAAUCCCUGCGAGAACGGAGCAACUUGCGUUAAUACGGCCGACGGAAAUUACAGAUGCGUUUGCCGCGAGGGUUUCGAAGGGCCAAAUUGUCUUCGUGACGUCGACGAUUGUCAACCGUUGCCUUGCCUAAAUGGUGGUAAAUGCGUCGACGGAGUGAAUUGGUUCAGAUGCGAAUGUGCACCAGGCUUUACCGGGCCAGAUUGUCGUAUAAACGUGAACGAGUGCGCGAGCGAUCCCUGCACCGCCGGAGCGACCUGCGUCGAUGGAAUCGCCAGUUAUUCUUGCGUUUGUCCACCGGGCAGGACCGGUAUUCGUUGCGAGAUUCGCACGGCCGGCGGUCCAGGAUGCGUGGCAGCGAGUUGGGAAGACGACUGCAACAUUUGCGAGUGUCGAAGCGGAAAGAAUCGAUGUAGUAACGUCUGGUGCGGUCAGGGUAACUGCUUGAACGGUACGUCCUGUCUGGCGCACGAGGUAUGCGUUCCAAGCCCGGGAGAAAGUUGUCUCUCGCCGCCCUGUCCAGCUUGGGGUGAAUGUCGACCGGUGGAAACUGGAAGAAGAGUAGGACCACCGGCAUUACCGGCACCACCCUCCUGUUGGCCUGGUCAAGCGACACCAGGGCCAACGUGUUCGAGACUGACUAUACUUUUGAGAAGAGACACUUUAGCGUCCGGCACGUCAGUCGAGUUGCUCUGUCGUAGAUUGAGAAAACUCCUGGCCGAUCCGAGGCGACCGCAAUUGAUCGUUUUACUUUGCGAUCUUAAGCCCGGUGACAACGACACCGUCGAAGUUACAAUUUUCUCGGAAACGGCAGCCGACGCAGCCAGAGAUUUGGGCGAAGCACUUAGCCGUCCUAUGGGUAGACCGCUCGCUCUUGCCUCAGUUUUAGAGGUCAAAGUUGAAACCGCUCUUAUCAGUGAGCCAAGUUCCAAUUCCAACAACGUGGCAGGUGGAUACGUAGCCGUUCUUGGCGGUGCUCUUGCAACCGUCCUUUUACUCGCUCUAUUUGGAGGACUCUGGUAUCUAAGGACAGCGAGACAACGAUCGAGCUUGACUGCGACUACCAGCAGCGAGACGUCCUUGCAUCGUCAUCGUAGUGACCUUGACGAGAAAUCGAAUAAUUUGCAAAACGAAGAGAACCUAAGAAGGUACGCAAAUCCAUUGAAGGAUCAAGAUCCUGAACCACGAGUGUCCGUGGUCAGACCAUUGUCCGGUGCUUCGCUCGGUUCUCUCGGUACAACGGAAGAGAGUCUCGAAAUGGUAUCGGAAGAAGGAAGACAUCGUUUACCACCCCUUUACAAACCGCCAAGCGCCGAAACGAGAAACAACACGGCGAGCUUUAGUUACGAGGAGGGACCUCACAAACCUUACACCAAACCGAGAAUACAGGAACCAACGUACUCGCAUCAGCAACCUGGAACGAGUCAGACCUCGGGUCCUCAUCAAGUGUUAACGGUACACGUUUAAGUGUUAACCUCUAUCUUUUCUGCCACACCAAGGAUUUCGAAUUUCAUUACGGUUUCACUCGAUUCAUAUAACUGUGUUCAAAAAAAAAAAAAAAAAAAAAAGAAAAAAAAAAUUACCACCAGACAUCUGUACCACCGUAUAUAUUUACUGGCUGGUGAUGCAAAGGAAAAAAGGAAAACAAAAAAAAAACGUAUACGUUGCUAAGAAAAUUUUACUGGUAUGUUAAGAUUUUUACGUUAAAAGACGCACAAGUUGAAAAAGUUUUACUUCAUUGAUAUUCCGUUAAAAAUUAAUGAAGAAAAAAGAAAAAGAAAACAAAAAAAAGAAAAACGAUCCAACGAUCGAAAGACGAAUUAAAAAAUGUAUCUUGUCUUUUCCCCGCAACCCCCCUUACUCCGCCAUACCCUUCCCACCUUCCAGCCACCUAACCAUCCACAACCCAUCCACCCACCCACCAAGUGAAGUUACGUAGGAGAAACGAAAUCUAUCGUAAAUUGUUAAAAUUUGUAUUUAAUCCUUUUCUACGUGUUCGAGAGUUCCCUUUUCUUAUGACUUCAUGAUGCGACAAUAAGCGCGAUCGCGACGAUUAUAAGUAACUAUAAUGAUAACAUUGUCUCUUGUUAUCGUUGUACAUAUGUAUAUAGCUCGUACUUAGUAAUUUUCGCUGUGACUGCACCGCUUCCAAGUGUCGGCAAUCACGACGACUUGAUAUCUUAAAACUUUGAUACGCUGUUUGUUCUCGCAUAAUAAAUAGAGAUCGUACGCGUUCGUUGUUAUCAUAUAAACAAAUCCAUUAGGUGAGGCACAAGGUCGAAAUAAACGAUGAGAAAAAGGAGAAAAAACAAAAAAAAAA
Messenger RNA from Vespa mandarinia (Asian giant hornet), 5918 nucleotides. RefSeq names its product protein serrate (gene Ser). Lineage: Eukaryota; Metazoa; Arthropoda; Insecta; Hymenoptera; Vespidae. Gene Ontology annotation, molecular function: Notch binding; calcium ion binding. Gene Ontology annotation, biological process: multicellular organism development; Notch signaling pathway; cell communication. Gene Ontology annotation, cellular component: membrane. The record is from RefSeq and is a predicted model, not a curated record.